This is a messenger RNA of Solanum dulcamara, 3699 nucleotides long. Its product is annotated as receptor-like protein Cf-9 homolog. Bases 190 to 3459 code for a protein of 1089 amino acids. Lineage: Eukaryota; Viridiplantae; Streptophyta; Magnoliopsida; Solanales; Solanaceae. The transcript is spliced from 2 exons. The record is from RefSeq and is a predicted model, not a curated record. Gene Ontology annotation, molecular function: protein binding.
CAUAACAAAACUGUUUUGGCCACUUUGAUUAAGUCAUUGGUUGACUUAGAUGUGUAGCACAAAAACAAACCAAAAUUUAAGUUGAGAUUGACAAUAUUUUCUCUAAUAGAAGCCAAAUUAGAAAAUAUGGAGAAAAUGCUGUUUUUCCCUAUAUAAAAUCCUAUGAAUCCGAAAUAAUAAACUCAAAAUAUGAUGAUGAUGGUUUCCAGCAAAAUAUUCUCUUCAGUUCAAUUUUUCACUCUUUUAUAUCUCUUUACAGUUACUUUUGCUUCCACUAAGGAAGCUACUGCACUCCUGAAAUGGAAAGCAACUUUCAAGAACCAGAAUAAUUCCUUAUUGGCUUCAUGGACUCCAAGCUCUAACGCAUGCAGGGACUGGUAUGGAGUUAUAUGCUUUAAUGGUAGGGUAAAUACGUUGAAUAUUACAAAUGUUAGUGUCAUUGGUACACUCUAUGCUUUUCCGUUUUCAUCUCUCCCUUUUCUUGAGAAUCUUGAUCUUAGCAGGAACAAUUUCUUUGGCACCAUUCCAGGAGAAAUAGGUUACUUGAGGUCUCUUACUAAACUAGAUUUGAGUGAAAACUCUCUUAAUGGUUCUAUUCCUUCUUCAUUGGGGAAUUUGAACAACUUGUCUAUUUUGUUUCUUUUUAAUAAUCAGCUUUCUGGUUCUAUUCCUUCUUCAUUGGGGAAUUUGAACAACUUGUCUAUUUUGUUUCUUUUUAAUAAUCAGCUUUCUGGUUCUAUUCCUUCUUCAUUGGGGAAUUUGAACAACUUGUCUAUUUUGUUUCUUUUUAAUAAUCAGCUUUCUGGUUCUAUUCCUUCUUCAUUGGGGAAUUUGAACAACUUGUCUAUUUUGGAUCUUUCUGAUAAUCAGCUUUCUGGUUCUAUUCCUUCUACAUUGGGGAAUUUGAACAACUUGUCUAUUUUGGAUCUUUCUGAUAAUCAGCUUUCUGGUUCUAUUCCUUCUACAUUGGGGAAUCUGAGCAACUUGUCUAAUUUGGAUCUUUAUAGCAAUCAACUUUCUGGUUCUAUUCCUUCUUCAUUGGGGAAUUUGAACAACUUGUCUAUUUUGUUUCUUUUUAAUAAUCAGCUUUCUGGUUCUAUUCCUUCUUCAUUGGGGAAUUUGAACAACUUGUCUAUUUUGGAUCUUUCUGAUAAUCAGCUUUCUGGUUCUAUUCCUUCUUCGUUGGGAAAUUUGAACAACUUGUCUAUUUUGUAUCUUUCCGUUAAUCAGCUUUCUGGCUCUAUUCCUGAAAAAAUUGGUUACUUGAGGUCUCUUAAUACACUAACUUUGUUUAAUAACUCUCUUAAUGGUUCUAUUCCUUCUUCAUUGGGGAAUUUGAACAACUUGUCUAUUUUGGAUCUUUCUGAUAAUCAGCUUUCUGGUUCUAUUCCUUCUUCGUUGGGAAAUUUGAACAACUUGUCUAUUUUGUUUCUUUCUGAUAAUCAUCUUUCUGGCUCUAUUUCUUCUUCAUUGGGGAAUUUGAACAACUUGUCUAUUUUGUUUCUUUCUUAUAAUCAGCUUUCUGGCUCUAUUCCUUCUUCAUUGGGGAAUUUGAACAACUUGUCCAAUUUGGGUCUUUCUUAUAAUCAGCUUUCUGGCUCUAUUCCUUCUUCAUUGGGGAAUUUGAACAAGUUGUCUAGUUUGGAUCUUGAUACAAAUCAGCUUUCUGGUUCUAUUCCUUCUUCAUUGGGGAAUUUGAACAAGUUGUCUAGUUUGAUUCUUUCUCAUAAUCAGCUUUCUGGCUCUAUUCCUUCUUCAUUGGGGAAUUUGAACAACUUGUCCAAUUUGGGUCUUUCUUAUAAUCAGCUUUCUGGCUCUAUUCCUUCUUCAUUGGGGAAUUUGAACAAGUUGUCUAGUUUGGAUCUUGAUACAAAUCAGCUUUCUGGUUCUAUUCCUUCUUCAUUGGGGAAUUUGAACAAGUUGUCUAGUUUGAUUCUUUCUCAUAAUCAGCUUUCUGGUUCUAUUCCUUCUUCAUUGGGGAAUUUGAACAAGUUGUUUAGUUUGGAUCUUGCUAGAAAUCAGCUUUCUGGCUCUAUUCCUUCUUCAUUGGGGAAUUUGAGAAAUUUAGUACGUCUGUUUCUCAAUGAUAACAAUCUCACUGAGGAAUUUCCUUCAUUUGUGUGCAAUUUAACAUCACUGAAAGUGUUGGAUAUGACGAGAAACAACUUGAAGGGAAAAGUCCCCCAAUGUUUGGGUAAUAUCAGUGGCCUCCAGAUUUUGUCAAUGUCACAUAAUCAUCUCAGAGGAGAGAUCCCUUCAUCUAUUUUCAAGUUAACAUCACUACAAAUUCUGAAUUUGGGCAGAAACAAUCUGGAGGGAGCAAUUCCACAAUGUGUUGGCAAUAUUCGUGGCCUCCAGGUUUUGGAUAUUCAGAACAACAAACUUUCUGGGACUCUUCCAACAAAUUUUAGGGUUGGAAGUUCACUUAGAAGUCUCAACUUGCAUGGAAAUGAACUAGAGGGGAAAAUCCCUCGACCUUUAGCCCGUUGCAAAAUGUUGCAAGUUCUUGAUCUAGGAAAUAACCAACUCAACGACACAUUCCCCAUGUGGUUGGGAACUUUGACAGAGCUUAGAGUUUUAAGAUUGGCAUCGAAUAAAUUGCAUGGACCCAUAAGAUCUUUAGGGGAUGAAAUCAUGUUUCCUGAUCUUCGAAUCAUAGAUCUCUCUUACAAUGCCUUCUCAAAAGACUUACCAACGAGUCUAUUUCAACAUUUGAAAGGGAUGAAGAGAAUUGAUCAAACAAUGAAGGUACCAAGUUAUGCAGGAGGUGGAUAUUACGAAGACUCGGUAGUUAUUGAAACAAAGGGAUUGGAGUUUGAAGUUGUGAGAAUUUUGUCCUUGUACACAGUUAUCGAUCUUUCAAGCAACAAAUUUGAAGGACAUAUUCCUAGUGUUCUAGGAGAUCUCAUUGGUCUUCGGGUGUUGAAUAUGUCUCACAAUGGAUUGAAAGGUCCUAUACCACCAUCACUUGGAAGUUUAUCUGUAGUGGAAUCACUGGACCUUUCGUUUAACCAGCUUUUGGGAGAGAUACCACAACAACUUGCUUCUCUUACGUCUCUUGAAUUCUUAAAUCUCUCUCACAAUUAUCUCCAAGGAUGCAUCCCUCAAGGACCUCAAUUUAAUACCUUUGAGAACAAUUCAUAUGAAGGUAAUGAUGGAUUACGUGGAUUCCCCGUUUCAAAAGGUUGUGGCAAUGAUCCUGUGACAAAUUAUACAGUAUCUGCUCUAGACGAUCAAGAAAGCAAUUCUGAAUUUCUGAAUGAUUUUUGGAAAGCAGCUGUGAUGGGCUAUGGCAGUGGACUAUGUAUUGGAUUAUCCAUUAUAUAUUUCAUGAUCUCAACUGGAAAUCUGAAAUUGCUUGCAAGAAUCAUUGAAGAACUGGAACACAAAAUUACCACGCGAAGGAGAAAGAAGCAGCGAGGUCAGAGGAAUUACAGAAGAAGAAAUAAUCGCUUGUAGACAAGUUACCAAUAGAGAAGGAUUUGAUUUCAGAACUUCAGAUGCCAAGAAUAAGUAGACGGCGACGUAAUGGAUUUGGUUCUUCCUGCAGCUUAUGAUGUAGGAUUUGAUUUAUAGUUUCUUUUUAGUUUUACAAGUAAGCUUUUUCUUCACUGGGGAAAAUGUAACAUUAUGAAUUUUGAUGAUAUAUCAAGUUUAAGUAAUAUUUUGACGUAUUAAAUAAAUGUUGUUUGUAUUGAA